AUGCGUUCACGUCAACGUUAUUGGAUGCUUUAUUACCGAUUAAUCAUGCAUUACCGAAAUUAUGUUUCAGCUGCUACUUUAUUAUGUUCAUUUAUAAUUUUUUCCUUAAUAUUAUAUUUAUCUUUUUAUUAUUUACAUUUCCUAGUAGCUACUACAUUAGCUGAUUUUACUAGAAUUAUAUAUCCAGUUGAUCCUAAGGCUCGAAGAAUAAGAGGAGAAAGUGUUGAAGAUAGAAAAUUAAAAUAUCGUGAAUUUAAUUAUUUGAAACCUAAAACAUUAACAUAUGAAAAACGAACUUAUUCAAAUAAUAUUGAUAUAUUAUUUCGUUUACCGAAGAAAAUUCGUCCACAAUAUUUAUUAUUAAUUUUUCAUGGUUGCGGUCGUUCAGCACAUGAUUGGUUUCAUACAACUGAACGACAACGUAUAGUUGGUGCUGCACUUGAUCUUGGUUUUGCUUGUUUAGUAUUUCAAGCAACAGAUAAAUUUACACAUUGCUGGUCACAUAAUGUUGAUAUUAAUGAAAAUGUUGAUGCACAAAUGGUAUUCAAAGGACUUGAAGGAUUUUAUAAAGAAUAUCCACAACUAGAAAAUUUACCACGUUUUACAUUCGGUGCAUCAAGUGGUGGAAUAUUUUCAAGUAUAUUUGUUACUAAUCAACGUUAUCGAAUUCAAGGACAAAUAUUAUUUAUAUCUAUUAUUCUUCCUGAAAUAUUAGAAAAACAUGUUAAAGCAAAAAGUUAUCCAGCAACUGCUUGGAUAUAUAUGUUACGUGAUGUUGAAUUUGCUUCGGAAGAACGUAUAAAUGCAUCAAUGCGAAUUUUUGCUCGAGAAAAAAUUCCUCAUGCCAGUUUUGAUAUUGAACCAAUUGCUUUAACACGAACAAUAUUUCAUGAACGUAUUCGAACAAUAAAAAAAGAAACAGCACGUUAUAUUUUCUAUCGUUUCGAACAAAACGGUUGGUUAGGUACAUAUAAUUAUUUAAGAUAUAAUCCACGUCGUAAAACGACAUGGCAAGAAUUCUUAUUUACACCAAAUAAUAGUUCAAUGGAAACAAAAGAGAUUCUUCAAAAUAUUCAAGAAAAUAAACAUUAUUUUCCAGAUUUUUUAAAUACAGUAUAUGGCGAACACGAAAUAAGUUAUGAACGAUCAUAUGAAGCAUUAAAAUGGCAUAAAAAGAUUUAUCACACUAGAGGCAAACAUUGA
Molecule: messenger RNA, 1203 nt
Organism: Rotaria sp. Silwood1
Lineage: Eukaryota; Metazoa; Rotifera; Eurotatoria; Philodinida; Philodinidae
Source: the annotation of a GenBank genome assembly